GAACUGCCACUUGAAUGAAAAAUCUAAGCCCUCACAAGAUUCUCGUCCCACAGUCGAAGAAGACUCUCUCGUACUCGAUCUCCCGCUUUCCUUGACCAAUCCCAUUGAAAAUUCAAGCACGUCUUUCCUUUUCUUCACUUGCCUUAAUUUUCCUUUGGUUUCUUAUAAAUCUAACACUUCAUAUUUUCUUCACCUCCAAUUUCCCUUUCUAAAAUUCAAACAGUCCCUUUCACUUUUUUCAACGGUCUUCAUUUUGAGUUCAAACUCUGAAUGGCUGUUAAGCUUCAGCAUAUAUAUGGCAGUUUGUGGCAGCGUAUCCUCCACACAGCACCGCGCACAUCACGUGGCCCACACUCUUUCUUGACAACAGCCUCCUUGCUUCGUCUUCCACUGUCUCUUUGCUGUCUUUCUUCUUUCACCGUCUCUCUAUUUCCCUCCAGAUAUGGCUACCAAGCUCAUGCAAGCCGUUCAGUACAGUAGCUUUGGCAAAGGAGCUGCUGGGUUGGAGCAUGCUGAAGUUCCAAUUCCAGCUCCAGCUAAAGAUGAGGUUUUGCUGAAAUUGGAAGCAGCAAGCAUAAAUCCACUGGAUUGGAAAAUUCGGAAAGGGAUAUGGCGUCCCGUUGUUCCCCGCAAACUCCCUCAUAUACCAGUUACUGAUGUGGCCGGAGAGGUCGUGGAGGUUGGAGCAGGAGUCAAGGAGUUCAAAGCUGGUGACAAAGUUGUUUCUAUACUUAGCCAUGUUUAUGGAGGUGGACUAGCAGAGUUUGCUGUGGCUAAAGAGAACUUAACAGUCUCAAGGCCUCCUCAAGUGUCAGCAGCUGAAGGCGCGGGAUUACCCCUUGCGGGUCUUACAGCUCUCCAGGCCCUCACCCAGGUGGUAGGCAUCAACCUCGACGGAAGUGGUCCAAAGAAAAGCAUCUUAAUCACAGCUGCCUCAGGUGGGGUCGGUCACUAUGCUGUUCAACUCGCAAAGCUGGGAAACACACACGUUACAGCCACCUGUGGAACACGAAACAUUGAUUUAGUCAAGAGCUUAGGGGCUGACGAGGUUCUGGACUACACUACCCCAGAUGGUGCAGCGCUCAGGAGCCCAUCAGGCCAGACAUACGACGCUGUGGUCGACUGUGGAACAGGCAAUAUUCCCUGGUCCACCUUCGAGCCAAACUUAAGCACAAAUGGGAAGGUUGUAAGUCUCACUCCCAACGUCAGUGCCAUGCUAACUUUUGUUCUGAAGAAACUCACUUUCUCUAAGAAGCAGCUGGUGCCAAUGUUUGCCUCUAUCAAGAAGGAGAAAGUGAAUUUUCUUGUUGGGUUGGUGAAGGAAGGGAAGCUUAAGACAGUGAUCGACUCCAAACAUCCUCUGAGCAAGGCUGAAGAUGCUUGGGCUAAGAGCAUCGAUGGCCAUGCCACAGGGAAGAUCAUUGUGGAGCCUUAAGCGUGAUUAUAUACCAACUCUUAUGUGCUUAAUGAAAAAGGUGUAAUGUAGUAUGCGAUGGUUAGGUAAUGGUUAUUUGCAUUAGAACAAGGUAUUUGAUGAUGUUUGUUUCUGCCUCACACUCAGUAGACUGGUUAUUGUAGAUGUAUGGGCCUUUUAUUCAUAUUCACCUUGUAUAAGCUUUUAUCAAGAUACCAUCAUGGCCCUUUUUUUCCCUUGUUUUUAUUCUGUGGGAUGCUGCUUUGGGUAAUGAAGUUUUUCCAAGGAAA
Messenger RNA from Vitis riparia (riverbank grape), 1704 nucleotides. RefSeq names its product chloroplast envelope quinone oxidoreductase homolog. The transcript has 4 exons. Bases 443 to 1435 code for a protein of 330 amino acids. The record is from RefSeq and is a predicted model, not a curated record. NCBI's taxonomy places the organism in Eukaryota, Viridiplantae, Streptophyta, Magnoliopsida, Vitales, Vitaceae. Gene Ontology annotation, molecular function: oxidoreductase activity.